This is a messenger RNA of Rasamsonia emersonii CBS 393.64, 831 nucleotides long. RefSeq lists its product as uncharacterized. The coding region runs from base 1 to 831 and encodes 276 amino acids. The transcript is spliced from 3 exons. NCBI's taxonomy places the organism in Eukaryota, Fungi, Ascomycota, Eurotiomycetes, Eurotiales, Trichocomaceae. The record is from RefSeq and is a predicted model, not a curated record.
AUGGCCGCUGUGCAACUGAGCUUUUCUAUUCGCACUUCCAGCAGUGUCAAGACAGUCCAUCUGGUGGGCUCCUGGGACAACUACUCCCGCCAGCUGCCUCUGUCCAAGGAUCCCUCCAAGCCCGGCGCGUGGACGGGCAAGUUCCGCUUCCAGACUUCUGUUCUUCAGCUGGGUGGACGGUACUGGUAUUACUACAUCAUGGACGGGUACCAUGUCUCUCACGACCCUGCCGUGGAAUACACCGUCGAACCCACGACCGGUCGCAAGCUCAACAUCCUCGACGUCCCGUAUGGCAACGACUCUCCCACCAGCACCGGCCGUAGCCGCCGCGACUCGAUGGACAUCCCCAAGGGCCGUGCGCUGUCUCCGUCCAAGAUCCAGCACCCCAAGCCGUCCAAGCCGUACGCCUCGCGCCAGAUCCGCGAAGCCGACUUCGCCGCGCCGACGGUGGACCAACUCACCAGGCGGUUCGCCGAGUCGCGUCUGUCGGACGACUACUCGUACUCCAACAGCCCGCCCAGCUCCGUGGGCUCGUCGCUGUCCUCGCGCACCGACAGCUCAUCCCCGUCGUCGCUGUCGUCGAUGAGCGACCCGCCCACGCCGGUGUGUCGCUGCGAGCGGUACGGCAUCACGCGCAAGGGCGACCGCGUCAAGCUCGACUGCGGCGGCAGCCGGUGCGGCUACACGGAUUCGUCCGAGUCGAGCUGCUCGUCUGACUCGGAGUCUGAUGACGACUAUCGGAGGGCACGCCAUGAAGUGCGACGACAGGGAAUUGUUACGAGGGCCAAGAAGCUGGAAGACGAAGAAGAAAACGCUUUACGUUUUACGUGA